UGCUUCUCUCUCAGAAAUGGGCUUCAGCACACCUACUAAAAAUGAGGUGUAUGUGCCAGAAACCCUUUUGAAAAAAAGGAAAACAGUUGAAAAAACCGAUGCUGAAAAAGAAGUGGAGCAAGCAAAGCAAGCUUUAGAAAAGAAAGAUGCAAGAAAGCUCAUGUUCAAAAAAGCCGAUGCUUAUAUCAAAGAAUACAGAAGAAAAGAAAACGACGAACUACGGCUACGACGACUGGCCAAAAGCAACGGCAACUUCUAUGUACCAGCCCAACCGAAGCUCUAUUUUGUCAUUCGUAUUUGCGGUAUCAAUGAUAUUCAUCCCAAGGUGAAGAAAGUAUUACAACUCUUUCGUCUGCUUCAAACCAACAAUGGUGUAUUUGUCAAGGUGAACAAAGCGACACUGCAAAUGUUGCAAAUCAUUGAGCCUUAUGUGACCUAUGGCCCACCUAAUUUGAAGACAGUACGAGAAUUGAUCUAUAAGAGAGGCUUUGCCAAAGUCAACGGACAAAGAAUACCCAUCACAGAUAAUGCGCUUAUAAAUGAACACUUGGGAAAGCUAGGUAUUAUUUGUAUAGAAGACGUGAUUCAUGAGAUUUUUACUGUGGGUGACAAUUUCAAACAAGUCAACAGCUUUUUAUGGCCAUUCAAAUUGAGUAAUCCAAAUGGACAUAAGAAAGUGUCGUGGAAGCCAAGAAAAUUCAAGCAUUAUGUUGAAGGUGGUGAUGCUGGUGAUCGAGAGUUUGACAUUAACAAACUCGUCCAAUCGAUGAAUUAACGACAUAGGCGAUGGAAGUUUUCCAUACAGAAGAUCAGUUUAUGUAGCCCGUGACUAUGCAACAAGUUUUUAUACACACAUUUUUUUUUUUAAUACAUCUUUUACUUCUUCCCUUAC
Messenger RNA from Mycotypha africana, 892 nucleotides. Its product is annotated as ribosomal protein L30, ferredoxin-like fold domain-containing protein. Gene Ontology annotation, cellular component: cytosolic large ribosomal subunit. The transcript has 2 exons. Bases 17 to 775 code for a protein of 252 amino acids. Gene Ontology annotation, molecular function: RNA binding; structural constituent of ribosome. The record is from RefSeq and is a predicted model, not a curated record. Gene Ontology annotation, biological process: maturation of LSU-rRNA from tricistronic rRNA transcript (SSU-rRNA, 5.8S rRNA, LSU-rRNA). NCBI's taxonomy places the organism in Eukaryota, Fungi, Mucoromycota, Mucoromycetes, Mucorales, Mycotyphaceae.